GACUGCAUCAUUUUUGAUUUGGAUAACACUCUAUAUCCCACCGUUACUGGAAUUGGUGAAGCUCUCAAGAAACAUAUUGAAGUUUUCCUGGUGGAAAAAUGUGGAUUCCCUCGGAGCAAAGCUUCGGGCCUUCACACUAACUUUUCAGAACAUACGGAAGCACCCUCACUAGUUUACGAGCACUGGGCUAUGACAUCACUGUCGAAGAUUACCACAGUUUCGUGCACGGAAGGUUACCUUACGAGUCCAUCAAACCUGACAUUCAGCUGCACAGCCUCCUUCGCAGCAUCAAAUAAAGAAAACUUAUAUUUUUUAAAUGUGCUGAAUCAGCUCAGGAUUUGCGAGUGCUUUCAGCAAAUCAUAUGCUUCGAGACCAUGAACCCGAACCUCUGCAAGUCGACACAACUCGAUGAGUUCCCCGUCCUCCAAAAGCCGUCGCCGGAGGCCAUGGAGAUCACACUCCGUGCUACCAAAGUAGAUCCUCAUCAUACGAUGACAACGCGGUUAACAUUGCAGCGAGAAAGCAAUGGGCCUCCACACUGUUCUGGUUGGGAAGAGAAUGAAAAGCAAAGAAGCAGAUUAUGCAGUGGAGUGUGUGAACUAACCGGCACGGGUGCUUCCAAAAAUAUGGGGAUGCCAAUCUGACGGUCAAGAUCAAAGGACAGCCGCAACUGCUAAGGGCGAAUUCAAUUCUAUCAUCACUGCAACAACCGCAGCUGUUGGAGCUUGAAACGACAAAAACAGCUUGGGUGUGAUGUUCACGGGAAUAAAAAUGUGUAUAAUUAUAUAACAAUAUUGUGCGUAUGCUCUAAUGUUCACAAUAAAAAUGUAAAUAGAAUGAACAAAAAAAGUUGUAAUAAUUCAGGUGUGUUUGCAUAUGGUUUUCAUCGUGCGAAUGUAUCUGUGAAUAAC
This is a messenger RNA of Prosopis cineraria, 912 nucleotides long. RefSeq lists its product as uncharacterized. NCBI's taxonomy places the organism in Eukaryota, Viridiplantae, Streptophyta, Magnoliopsida, Fabales, Fabaceae. The coding region runs from base 190 to 645 and encodes 151 amino acids. The record is from RefSeq and is a predicted model, not a curated record. The transcript has 8 exons.